Messenger RNA from Exaiptasia diaphana, 2580 nucleotides. RefSeq names its product potassium voltage-gated channel subfamily A member 2. Gene Ontology annotation, molecular function: delayed rectifier potassium channel activity. The record is from RefSeq and is a predicted model, not a curated record. NCBI's taxonomy places the organism in Eukaryota, Metazoa, Cnidaria, Anthozoa, Actiniaria, Aiptasiidae. The coding region runs from base 309 to 1775 and encodes 488 amino acids. Gene Ontology annotation, biological process: potassium ion transmembrane transport; protein homooligomerization. Gene Ontology annotation, cellular component: membrane; voltage-gated potassium channel complex. The transcript has a single exon.
CGGUCAUUCCUAAAUGACAACAAUGAAAGAUGAAUUCAUUUGCCAAAGCACCUGCCACGAAAGCUUUUCAUUUUUCCCUGUAAUUCCACAAAAAUACUACUUAAAAAUUGAACAUCUCCAACAACGAUAAGUCUGAACCUUCGGCGCUGGACUUCGAGUUCAAAGUUGGUCGACGUUUUUKGGAUUUCCUUAAUCCAUUUGCUUCAUAUUUUAUUUAAAAACCUGGUUUAUAUCGGUCUUAUUGACUGAUCAUAUUCAGCACGUCCAAUGCAUUCUGUAUUUAGAAGUUUGGAUGUACGUCUUGUGCGAUGAAUUCAGAGCGAAACCAUUUUAAAGAAAUCUCCAGACUCGAUCCACUGGACGAAGAAAGUUCAAAUUAUGAAGAGAAGUCGUUUAUUCCCGAAACGUCGCUCGUCAACCACGCAAAAAAAGGAAAGAGAAUCAUCAUAAAUGUGAGUGGACUUCGUUUUGAGACUUAUGAAAAGACCUUGAACCAUUUCCCUGAAACGCUUCUUGGAUGCAAAGAAAAGCGAGAUGACUUCUUCGACAGCUCAACCAAUGAAUAUUUCUUUGAUCGAAAUCGCUCGACGUUUGAGGCCAUUUUGUUUUUUUAUCAAUCGAAUGGCAAGCUGGUAAGGCCUAAUGGUGUACCCUUUAUUCUCUUCAAAGAGGAAUUACGAUUUUUUGAAAUUGGCCGCGAAUAUGUCCAAAUAUUAGAAGAAGAGGAAGGCUAUUGCCAACAAGAGGAGAGAAUUCUGCCGAAAAAUCAYAUUCAGAGUAAGAUAUGGGAACUUUUCGAGUAUCCCGACAGUUCAAUGGGAGCGCGCGUAAUGGCGACUUUUUCGGUACUUAUAAUUCUCCUUUCGAUUGUCGUUUUCUGCAUCGAAACGUUACCAAUGUUUCGCUGCAUUUCGACUCCUGAAAGCACAGGCUGCAAUAAAACGACCGAAACUCAAGCCCGAAACACGUCCGUAACCACAACGGAAAGACCAAAGGAGACAAGUCAAGCUUGGACAGUGAUCGAGGUGCUUUGCAUCAGCUGGUUCACGUUUGAGUAUUUGGUGCGAUUUUUGUCUUCRCCGCAGAAGCUUGUCUUCGUGAGAUCGUUUUUGAAUGUGAUUGACCUGGUUGCCAUAUUACCUUACUAUAUAACAAUGCCUAUGGCGGAGACAAACAGUAGAAUUACGUCUCUAGCUGUACUGAGGGUAAUUCGAUUGGUGCGUGUUUUCCGUAUUUUUAAGUUGUCGCGCCAUUCUCGCGGACUUCAAGUUCUUGGGCAGACACUACGAGCAAGCUCGAGAGAAUUGGGGAUGCUUAUUUUCUUUUUAUUCAUAAGCGUUGUACUCUUCGCUAGUGCUGUUUACUACGCCGAGGAAGGCUCYGAUGAGUCGAAGUUUAGCAGCAUACCGGACGCAUUUUGGUGGGCUGUUGUUACCAUGACAACCGUGGGCUAUGGGGAUAUGUACCCUGUAACCUUCUGGGGUAAGGUUGUAGGGUCUAUUUGUGCUAUCUCUGGAGUACUGACAAUCGCUCUACCCGUCCCUGUAAUUGUGUCAAAUUUUAACUUUUUUUACAAGAGAGAGCAGCUAUCCGGCUCGCUUGAAAUGGCCGAGAACGGCGAAUCUCCGUACGGAAAUUACAACGGAACGGAGGAAUCAGAUAACGAGAAUUACGACACUGCAAAUGGCCCCCUCGACAUAAGCCCAUCAGGAAAACUAUCCCACAGUGUGGGUAAUACAUAUAACCUCGAAGUAAAGGUGGAAACACCAGUGUGAAGAGAAAUGAAACCAAGAUCAAAUGAUAAAGGUAUUUAAUUGGCAAAAAAUACCUCCAAAGCCAAGAGACGCCAAUUAUCGUCCAAAUUGCCCUUUUGUGGUUUAACAGGAUUUCAGUGAAGAUUGACAACUCCCAACUAACUAUAAUUACUGAAGGUACCUUUGAAGGAGUAGUUUAAGUGAAUUCAUAUUGAACUAACGACCUAAUGUGGACCUCAAGUCAUGAAUUAAUUAUACAUGAGCCCUAAUUCAAAGGGAUAAAUGCUCUUCAAAAUGGGCCGCUUGCCUCAUUAUAGGMCCCCUCGUAUUUAUUAUUUAUGCCCCUUUUUGGAUUUUAGUUUUAAGGGGUGCUAUUUAAACAACAUUUUAAAAGCAAGUUUCAUUCAUGAUUUGAGCGGAGAUUCAAGAAUUAAAUAUCUACAACGCUUUUUGGGUGAAAGUAGCCAUCUUGGCAUCUGUGUACUGAAUAAGAAAACGGAUCACUGAUCAAUUGGAUGAAUUAGUUAUCAAAAACGGUCUCAAUUUUACUAAAGCAAAUUAAAUCAAAUUCGAUUUUUUAGUCAAAGUUUCAUUCAAGAUUUCUAAAGGAGACGGAAGAUUUGAGAUUUUAUGUCGAUUUUUCUGUGAAUUUGAGCACUCGUUUUUGUCUUCGCGCCAUCUGUGCGAAUUGAGAAAACAGAUUUUUGGUUAAUUCAGCCAUCAAAAAGGGCUCCGUUUCAAAGGAAAUUUAAUCAAAUUAGAUUUUUCACUAAAGUUUUAUUCAUGGUUUUAAGCGAAAAAGAAAUAAAUACAUAAUUUUGGUUGG